AUGGCUACUAAAUCAAAAUCGAAGACAGGCGGAACGUCAUUAACAAACGAACAACAACAACAAAUAGUAUCUGGUUUUCAAGCAUUACGCGAGGAACAAACACAAUUGGUUAGUAAAACACAGGAUCUUGAAAUGGAUUUAAAAGAACAUGAUCUUGUUUUGUCGACAUUGAAAACAAUUACUGAUAAACAACGACGAUGUUAUCGUAUGAUUGGUGGUGUGUUAAUUGAACAUACAACUGGAGAAGUUUUACCUGCUGUAGAAUCAAAUCGUGAACAAAUUAAAAAUGUUAUUGAUACAUACAAACAAAAAAGUGAAGAAAAAUCGAAAGAAAUACAAGCCUAUAAAGAAAAAUAUGAUAUUCAUUUUGCAAAUGAAAGACAACCACAAUUGACUAAUUCUAGCAGUGAUUCAACAUCAGAAUCGACAAAGGAACAGGCAAAAGACAGUAGUUCAAGUACAAAUCAGACGCAAAACAGUGCGAACAAAGACGUAAAAAGCUCGAAAUCGUCGGGAGUUCUAGUUGAUAAUGAUAGUUAG
Didymodactylos carnosus is the source of this 540-nucleotide messenger RNA. NCBI's taxonomy places the organism in Eukaryota, Metazoa, Rotifera, Eurotatoria, Philodinida, Philodinidae. The record is from the annotation of a GenBank genome assembly.